AUGCCGAUAAGUUGUCCGGACAUCAACAACGAAAUGCUAGAGCGUCUCGAUUUUCCAAAAGUCGAGCUUCAUUUACAUUUCGAAGGCGCGGUGAGAUUCGAAACACUUCUUGAUCUUUCUAGGCAAAAAGGCAUUCCAUUGGCUGGUGCUAAAACUGUCGACGAACUAAAGAAAGUUCUGGUGACCCAUCAACCAGCUGAUCUCGCAAAAGUUCUGGAAGCUUUUGAAACCUUCCUGCCAGUGAUUCAUGGGGAUUUGACUGCUAUCGAACGAAUGGCGUACGAACUUUGCGAGGAUCAGCACAACAAUGGAGUCGUGUAUUUUGAAGGAAGAUAUUCUCCACAUUUAAUGCUUUGCAACAACCAGCCCGAUGUGACCGCUGCUGAUGUGGUAGAAGCAGUGAAGAAGGGAUUUGAUAGAGGAGAGGCACAAUUUGGAAUCAAAGCCCGCUCCAUACUCUGUUGCAUUCGAGGUCUCGACCGGAAAUUUCCACAAUUCAUUCUUGAUUUGGCCACUGAUCUUGCGGGCCUCGGAGUUGUCGCUAUCGAUGUAGCCGGGACAGCUCACGGAGCCGACGAGCAGUACGAGCCAGAAGUAGUCGCCGCGUUCCAGGAGGCUUACAGAAGAGGAAUCCAUAGAACAGUUCAUGCUGGAGAGUCUGGAGGAGUUAAGGAAGUGAUGAAAGCAAUUAAAGAGAUGUACGCGGAGAGAAUUGGACACGGCUACCGAAUUAUGAGAGAUGAGCAGUUGUAUAUUGAAAAUUUUGUGAAUUCGAAAACUGUUCAUUUGGAAGGCUGCCCAUAUUCUUCAGUUAUGACUGGAGCUGUACCGUUGGAUUGGAAGAAUCAUCCCAUCGCCAGAUGGGCUCAGGAUGACGUUAACUUCUCGGUUUCUCGUGAUGAUCCAACAUGUUUCGAUAAUACAAUGCUUAGUGAAUUGACACUGGCUCACAAGCAAGUUGGAUUGACUAUUCAUCAACUUUGGAAAGCUCAGCUCAAUGCCGCCCGUUCCUGUUUUCUCCCAGAGGACGAGAAAGCAGAUCUCGUGAAAUUGAUCGAAUCCAGAGAGCCGGCACGUCCAUAA
Caenorhabditis briggsae is the source of this 1083-nucleotide messenger RNA. The transcript is spliced from 5 exons. Gene Ontology annotation, cellular component: external side of plasma membrane; cytosol. Gene Ontology annotation, biological process: negative regulation of adenosine receptor signaling pathway; hypoxanthine salvage; inosine biosynthetic process. The coding region runs from base 1 to 1083 and encodes 360 amino acids. NCBI's taxonomy places the organism in Eukaryota, Metazoa, Nematoda, Chromadorea, Rhabditida, Rhabditidae. The record is from RefSeq and is a predicted model, not a curated record. Gene Ontology annotation, molecular function: adenosine deaminase activity.